Hibiscus syriacus is the source of this 637-nucleotide messenger RNA. RefSeq names its product dirigent protein 4-like. Lineage: Eukaryota; Viridiplantae; Streptophyta; Magnoliopsida; Malvales; Malvaceae. The coding region runs from base 83 to 637 and encodes 184 amino acids. The record is from RefSeq and is a predicted model, not a curated record. The transcript has a single exon.
UAAGCUAUAAAAUAUUCGACAGUUGGAUCGUUAUUAUUGUAUACAUAAGAUUGUAAUACAAAGUCAAUGGAUAGAAACAUCAAUGGAGAGAACUUUGAUAUCGUGCUGGAUUCUUCUCUGCAUCCCCUUGGCUCCGGCGUACAGCCAAUACUACUCGACGACCGUACCGAGUGUUCCCGUGUCGAAGAAAGUUACCGAUAUCCACUUCUUUUUCCACGGCACCAUCGGUGGCCCAAACGCUACAGCAGUCCCCGUAGCCCGUGCUAACAUCACGGGAAACGGCAACUCUUCACCAGGGCCAUCGUACAGCAUAGUUGUCGACAGUGCUCCGCUAACCGUUGGCCUCGAGCCAACAUUGGAGAUCAUCGGGAAUGCUCAAGGACUCGAAGUAUUCCCCGGCCGAGAUACAACCACUGUGGUGGUGUACUUGGAUUUCGGGUUUACUACAGGCGAUCUAAACGGCAGCUCUAUCGGUGUGUUUUCGAGGAAUCCGGCGACUGAGACGGAGCGCGAGCUAGCAGUGGUUGCUGGGAGAGGAAAAUUCAGGUUAGCUAAAGGGUUUGCCUUGCUUAAGACUCGUUUAAUAAACAACAACAGUUUCGUUGUUGAGUAUAAUGUGACUGUAAUUCAUUACUAA